Gadus chalcogrammus (walleye pollock) is the source of this 4606-nucleotide messenger RNA. RefSeq names its product WW domain binding protein 1-like a (gene wbp1la). NCBI's taxonomy places the organism in Eukaryota, Metazoa, Chordata, Actinopteri, Gadiformes, Gadidae. The coding region runs from base 835 to 1719 and encodes 294 amino acids. The record is from RefSeq and is a predicted model, not a curated record. The transcript has 4 exons.
UAGGUUGUAUAACGUUAUUAGCCCCGCUGGUUAGCUCUCUCAGGCUCUCUCUAAAAUUACCUUUCUCUUUCAUUUAUAUCCACCAUAGUUCACCGAGAAGGGAGUUCCCACAUUGUACUAGGUAGUUCCUACGUUUCCAUAUAUAAUCCUUCUUUAACGUGUAAAUGACUAAUGUAUACUCUACAUCGUGUAACUAAAAGUACGUGAAACGUUACUUUUUAAUUUCUUUGCAAUAGUUUCACAGCAGCAAAAUACAGUUUACGUCCAGUAUAAAUAUGUAGGUACAAAACAAUAUAAGUGCUUAUUUUGUAAUGGCGUGAGUGUACCAGGUCCAGAUGAUUGUAGUAGAUAGCCACUGAUUUACACGCAUUAAUUAUGAUAAGCAGUUGAUACCUCAACUGCUUAUGUCAUUGCAUGUCAUUAGACAUGUUUACUGUACAUUUUAGUUUUUUGUCUGCUGUCUCCCUAGUUAACCCUCAAUAACUAAAACGGGACAUAUUAUCUUAUGUAUCCCCGCUGGUGUCGUUUUUGAGUAAGUUCACCCUGCUAAACUUGGAUUGGGCGUUUGACAUUUGGGGAGAAAUGUCAGAAGCCUGUAGUGUAGCUGGCGAUCAGGAGGAGAGUUCGUCUCCUCGGGGUCUAUGCGAUUACUUGGUUUAAUGGAAAGGGAUGGGGAAGGUUUGUUUACUCUUGGAUGGGGAAGGUUUCUGGCAACACGUCGGGCGUCCGAUUCCGAAUUGCGGUUUCAAGAUAGCACUGGGCUUAUUCAGUCGCCCCUCUUCAGCAAGAAGAGCGAAGACCUCUUAGUCUUCCUCUGUAAUUAAUGGUGCUGUCAUGUCUUUCAUAUGGGGUACCAAACAGAACGCCCUGGUGUGCCAGGGAGCCAACAACAGAAGCUACAUAUGUGAUGCGGGCCACUGCUGCGGAGAGACGCAGUGCUGCAGCUACUACUACGAACUGUGGUGGUUCUGGUUGGUGUGGACCCUCAUCAUACUCCUCACCUGCUGUUGUGUGUGCCAGCACCGGCGCUCCAAGCAGCGCUUCCAGCAGCAGCGGCGGCAGAAUGAGAUCAACCUCAUCGCCUACCGCGAGGCCCGCAACAACACCCAGCUGCCCCUGUACCUCAGAUUCCUCCCCGACUACCUGCUGCCCACCUACGAGGAGGUGGCCGACACCCCGGCCAUGCCCCCUCCCCCCUACAGCCCACCAGAGUAUCCGGUCCCCCCCGACACAGCCCUCCACCCUCUGACGGCCCUCCGUCGCCCCGGGAGCGAGGAGGAUGAGGAGGAGGCCGCGAGGUGUUCCAGGGGAGCGGACCCCCUACUAGGCAGCACCGCCACGGCUGACCCCCUCCAGAGCCAGGCGGGCCCGGCCCUGAACGGCGGGAGUGGCGCUGGGGGCCCCGGGCCCCAGCGAGACCUGACCCCGGCCCGCUACCGGCGCUUCACGGGGGACUCGGGCAUUGAGGUGUGCGACGGCCAGGACCUGUGGGACCAGCAUGGCUUCCUGGGUCGUGAGGAGCAGGAGGAGGAGGAGGAGGAGGAGGAGGAGGAGGAGGAGGAAGAUGAAGAGGAAGGAGAGGUGAAAGAGGAGAAGGGGGAGGAAGAGGAGGAUACAAAGGAGGAGAUCCCGGCGUGUGAUAGCUGUAGUGCUCGGGCCGUCGCACGGAACCCGGACAUCGAUCAGGACAGAGGGACAUGCACCAGGGCUCUCAGGUAAUCCGCUGUGGGAUUCCAGAACAAUCUAUCCAACACUAGAAGGAGGCUGUUGAUUGUUCUUCUGGCACACACAUUGAGUUCGGAUGUUUGCUGUUUGCUGCGUUCAAAUGCUUGGACUGACACGGAGUGUGUGUUUGACGGUGGUCUUAAUGACGUGUACAUCUGGGGGGUCAGGGAUGCGGUUAAAUAAUCCAUGGAGAAUUUUGGGAAGUUUCGUCAAGCGGGUUAAAAAAUCGCAUUGGCUGUCCCAGUUUUGCCGAAAGGGGCUGGGUGUCCCUCCUAGAUAAGGAUUGAGGUCUCAGUCUCGAAUGUUGUACCCCAUACACUCUUUAUCACUAUGUGAACCCUUUGGGCCUGCUUAUUAGCGUCUCCACUUAGCCUUGCCUGGUGUCUUAGAAGGUGGUGCUAUAGAACAGAAGAAACCUACAGGAAUACGCGGGAACAUCCAAAAAUCCUUCCAGUUGGGGGUUGUGGCCCAAGCCAAACAUCGACCCUUAGUAGCUAGAGAUGGCCAGGCAGUGGAACCCCACCAUGCCCCCUGUGGUAGCAAAUGUAAUCUUUAUGCCAUAAUCCUAAAUUUAUACAAGAAAACAAAUUUUGUUUCAGUGGGUCUGAGGUUUCAAAAUGGAAAGAUGUUUAUGGAUCUGUGAUUGUGAACCAUUUUAUUUGGGUUCUUUUGUACCAUAACUUUAUACAAUCCACAGCUGAACAAUGAUGAUGACCUGUUGUGGUGCCAAAAUGUUGGUGUUUUUUUUAUAGUCGUAAUGUUCUAGAUUUGUUUCAAUGAUUUAUUUUGUAGUUGUUUUGUUGGUAAGGCUUAAGGCACAGGACAAUCUGUGUUAGCCAACACAAACGCUGCAAGCACAGCUCAGGCUGGCUCCUCCCCACUUCCUGUUGCAGAACAACUACCUCCUGUAGAAUAAAUUACUCCCUGUUGUAGAGCAACUUCCUAUCGUAGAAUAAAUUAACUUUUUUAAUGAGGGUUUAAAGUCUAUGCAAUUAAACAACUACUAUAGUAUAGUAGUCACAGGCAAUACGAAUUUGUAUUUGUGAAUAUCUAGGAAGCAAAUGAUUUUUCCUGUCUGUUCAUAGCUUCUACUGACUAUGAAUCUGUCCACUGGUGAAUCUUUUCCACCUUUUGUUCAUCCUGCCACGUUCACUACUGGCCAGUAUGCCUGUGUAGCCCAUUAACGUGUAUCAUUUGUUAUUUCUCAUGAACUGUAAAACUAACGCCUUCACUGCGCUGUGGUAGCCUUCUGUAUAGAGCUGGGUGUGAUGGUGGCGUCUGGGACGUGUUUAUCUAGCUCACUCGCACCUAAUCUAGUGAAACGUUUAAUGUAAUUCUGAUGUCGGCCACCAGGGAGAGUAUGUUGUCAACCUUAAGUAAUGGCAUUACAAACAUGAUGUAAAUUUGUUUGAAAAAAUCCGUAAAGUAGUCAGAGAAAUUAGUUUAGCAAUAUAUUAAUUCCCUUAACAGUUUGAAGUCCUGGGUCAACAGUUUGAAGUUAACUGUUGGCUAGCUUUUCUGAGGUUUGCUUGCUAAAUUGUUGGCAUGUUAACCAAGUUGGUCUUACAGGUUGAAUGCUGGUCAUCAUGGUCACUGCCUUAGGUCUGGGAUAUGCAAAUGUAGCUUCUUAUCAGAAAAAUAUAAACGAUCGCAAUACGGAACUGUAACAGGCCUUUUUAUCACACUGUACUUUUUUAAACAUUCAGGAGACAGAGUCGGGCAUAAAUAUCACAAAAUACAUGUAUGAACAUCGAUGUUUAUGUUUGAUUUCAUAAUAUUGUACAGAAAUCUUUUUUUUUGUCAUUAUAGUUACACAAGUAAUACAUGGAUAAUUAUGUGGUUCAAUGUCUGAUGCAUUAAAAAUAAAUAUUAAAAAGGACAUUGAACAUUAUUGGCCUGCUAAGAAUAGAAAGAAGCAAGUUUAACAUAUUUUCUGCGUAUCAUGAGAGUAUACAUUCAUGUCUAAAUUCUGCCUGAUUUUCAAAACAAUGUAGGCCAUCACUAUUUUUGUAAGAAUAUGUAUUGUACAUGUCAUCUACAACUCAUUGUACUCGUACGUAACUAACAUCAAUAACCAGCAAUUGUAAAGCUCAUAAUACGUUUAUUUUUCAGACUUGAAAUUAUGCUUGGUUCAAACAUCAAUAAUGUUAUUAAUGCCUAUAAAUGCAUACAUUUGAACUGAGAGUACUUUCUCAUUUCGGUUUUUCAAGUUAGUUAUAGUUCUUAAAUGAAGUUCAAUUGUUGGAAGGCUGCCAUUUAAAGCGCAACACUGCACUGAUUACAAUGUUCCUCUUUAACUGAUUUGUUAACUUUUUACUCUCCAAAAUCAGCACUUUUCUACUUUUAGCACCAAAAAGCCUUAUAGUUGCUGGUGCCAGGUGUUUUUCUGUCUUUAAGCUCAUUUUGUUAUCUGUGUAAUGAAUUACUAAAUUUCUCCUUUUUUUUUUCCUUAUGUUUAUUGUUUUGGGGAUUGUAUAAAUGAUUAAAUGAUGUUAUUGACCGAUAAUUGUGUAACGCCUGAUUAUUAGAAAAUGUAUCUACAACAUAUUAGCAUUCAAGAGUUUAGAAUCUGAACAAGUCCCACAAUUUACUAGUGAUUCGGAGACUACGCUGCACAAUGAUGCACCCUUCAACUGUUAUUUGCCACUCGAUAUGCCAUGGCUAAAUUGUGUGGCGUUUUUUCGUAUCAAAACGUAAGAAUGAUAUACUUCUCAUCAAACAGCGGACGGAACUGAAAGGAAGCGCAGCACACUCCAAUAAAGGCAGGUUUAUACGCCUCCGUCCACACGUCUGUGAAGAUCCUCGGACUCAAGUCGCCAUGCAUAUCUUAAUGCUUAACCAUAGCUUAGCCAAAAUGUUUGCGAUGAUUUUGGUGAAAAAC